AUGCAUGCAUACACGAUGAUUUUUUUCGCGUUGGCUUGUUUUCAUGUUGGAGUAAUAUCGAAAACCUUUCAAAGGCGUUAUGGGAACAAUUUUGAUAAAAACAAAAACAGUAUUAUACCCCGCAUUACAGCGCCGUCUGAUACUGGCAGUGUCCCAGUCCAACAACUAAAGAUCGUUGCAGGAGAAAACUAUUCCGACAGAGGGACGUCUCUAUUGACUGUUAUACUGGUUGUAGUUCACGAAGACUUUGAUCCGUUUACGCUCCUCGCAGAUCUGGCCAUAAUCAGGUUUUACGAAGAUGUUAUAUUCAAAUCUUCGAUAAAGAGCAUUUCAUUAAUAAUGCCUCACAAGCCACUCUUUGACAGUAAGGCAUUUGUUACGGGUUGGGGCAGAUGUGAUUUAACGAACAAAGAACUCUGCCUGCCGCGCUCUUCGGACUGGUUUCCUGACGAAAGAAUGGAUCCAAUGUUGAGAACCGUCUCGUUUAGUAUUUCUCGUAAAAAUUUCUACUGCGAAGGCUAUAACCAAGUGGAUAGCACAGAAUAUUAUGUUAUUUCGUAAGCUAUCCAUGAGUAAUUUUUCUCAACUAUUCCAAGCGACAAAGUCCCUUAUAAUAUUGGAAUGGCUGGUAAAGAAUAGGGUUUCAAAGCCG
This is a messenger RNA of Nymphalis io (European peacock), 652 nucleotides long. RefSeq names its product trypsin epsilon-like. Gene Ontology annotation, biological process: proteolysis. The transcript is spliced from 5 exons. Bases 1 to 561 code for a protein of 186 amino acids. The record is from RefSeq and is a predicted model, not a curated record. Lineage: Eukaryota; Metazoa; Arthropoda; Insecta; Lepidoptera; Nymphalidae. Gene Ontology annotation, molecular function: serine-type endopeptidase activity.